AUGAUAUCCGACGGAGACCUGUACACCCUCGCCGUAUUCCUCGGCUCGGCAUCUAUGAUCCUCAUUGUCGCCUAUCACUACUUUGAGGUGAACUCGACCGACAAGCUGGAAGAGCAGCCGCUGGGGGCCUCGUCGGAAAAGAAGACUAUCGGCACCAACUGA
Molecule: messenger RNA, 162 nt
Organism: Geosmithia morbida
Lineage: Eukaryota; Fungi; Ascomycota; Sordariomycetes; Hypocreales; Bionectriaceae
Exons: 1
Coding region: 1-162 (53 amino acids)
Cellular component (GO): oligosaccharyltransferase complex
Source: RefSeq, a predicted model, not a curated record